Molecule: messenger RNA, 3612 nt
Organism: Cicer arietinum (chickpea)
Lineage: Eukaryota; Viridiplantae; Streptophyta; Magnoliopsida; Fabales; Fabaceae
Product: inactive protein kinase SELMODRAFT_444075
Biological process (GO): protein phosphorylation
Molecular function (GO): protein kinase activity; ATP binding
Source: RefSeq, a predicted model, not a curated record
GCUAAUAUCUUUCUUCUUUCUCACAAAUCAUUUUGCAUUCUUCACUCAUUUCCCUCUCAACCAACACUCUUUUCUCUUUCACCGUUAUCUUAUCUUUCCUUAAAGUUUUCAUCUUUGUUUCAAUUUUUGUGACCCACCAUUUUCAUAUUUUAUUGGGCAUUAAGCAUUUUGAUUAACUCUUGCUCAAACGGAUUUUCGCUGGAAAUCAACUUUAAAGAAUCUCAAAACAAUAAUUGGUAGAAAAAAUGAUGAUGAAGUUUGAAAGAGAACCUUUAUACCUAUAUAUCAUGUGAAGGGUGUGAAUGUGAUUGAAUUGUUUCCUGUUGAAGUUGAAACAUAGGGUCCCAAGAUACUAUUUGUGUAAUGGAAUCUUUGGUAGAGUUUCUAUUUUUCUAAGUUUUUUUUGGUAGUAGAGCCAACUAGUUGAAUAAUGGAUCCAAAAACACACACACUACUUUACCUUUUUUGAAGAUGUUUCUUUUCAACUAUUUUGACUUGGCUUGGUGAUUUGAACCUUGAAGGCACAAAAAGCAACGCUAGUGAGUUAAACAGUGUUGUGCUGUGCUUUACAUAUUGUUGAGUUUUAUAAAGAUUGAGGUGGAUUUUGAACUUGGAGAGGGGGCUGCUACAAGUGUAGGAACAUCUUGCUUUCUGAGCCACAAAAAGGGUAUCUGAUUCUUCACUGAUUUGAUACUACUUUAGGAUUUGUACUUGCAGAAUCACUCUUAUUGGUGAUAAAUAAAGAAACAAGAUUCUGUGAACGUUAAAGGAGGUUAUUUUUGAAAAAACUUGAAGAAUGUGAGAUAAAUAAGGUUUGAAUUUGGUUACAAGACUUUAUUGUUGUGUGGUGAAAUAUACAAAUACAAGCAUGUUGGUGAUAAAUGAUAAUUGUAGGGUCGGGUGAGGUAUUGAAAGUCUUCUUGUGUUUUUCUUAACUUUGUCUUAUAUUGGAAUUGGGAGUGUAUAUCUUCUAUCAUACAUGGUUUUUGAGACUUGAAUUGAGAGUUAAAACUUUUGAGCAAAGUAGUUUUUGUGGCGUUGCUAUCGGUUGCGAUGAGUCGAGAGCAGUCAAAGCGAGGGAAGCAAGAGAAAGGUUGUGAUGGUGGUGAGAAGGUUAUUGUUGCUGUUAAGGCAUCGAAGGAAAUUCCAAAGACUGCUCUUGUUUGGUCCUUGACUCAUGUUGUUCAGCCUGGAGAUUGCAUUACAUUGCUAGUGGUUGUUCCUUCACAGAGUUCAGGUAGAAGAUUAUGGGGUUUUCCUAGAUUUGCUGGUGACUGUGCCGGUGGUAUGAAGAAGUACCCUCCAGGAACAAUUUUAGAGCAGAAAAGUGAUAUCAACGAUUCUUGCUCUCAGAUGAUCCUUCAGCUCCAUGAUGUCUAUGAUCCAAAUAAGAUAAAUGUCAGGAUUAAAAUUGUUGCCGGAUCACCUUGUGGAGCAGUGGCUGCAGAAGCCAAGAAAGGACUAGCCAGUUGGGUUGUAUUAGACAAACACCUCAAACAUGAAGAAAAGAGAUGCAUGGAAGAGCUGCAGUGUAACAUUGUUGUUAUGAAGCGUUCUCAACCGAAAGUGCUUCGCUUGAACUUGAUCGGACCACAAAAGAAGGAUGAUGAAGCAGGUACAUCACCUUCUAAGCAAGAUGGUAUGCUUGAAAAGCAAACCAAAAAGAAGAUUGAUUCUUUAAUAGAUUCUAUCAAAGGACCAAAUGUUACUCCAACUAGCAGCCCUGAGCUAGGGACACCAUUCACUGCCACUGACGCCGCUACUUCAUCGGCUUCAAGCUCUGAUCCUGGAACUUCACCAUUCUUUGUAUCAGAGAUGAAUGGCGAGUCAAAGAAAGAGGAAACCAUUAAGGAAAGUCAAGAACUUUGUGACACUAAUUCGGAUACCGAAAGUGAAAGCCUGUCCACAUCUUCAGCUAGCUUUAGAUACCAGCCGUGGAUCACUGAAUUGCUUUUACAUCAACAAUCAUCUCAACGCAACGAAGAAAUAUCCGAGACGUAUCACGGUAUGCCUCAAGCAACUACAACCAAAGCUUUGCUAGAAAAGUUUUCUAGACUUGAUAGAGAAGCUGGAAUUGAAAUGUCGUCAGCAUAUAGAAACGACACAGAUUUCAGCGGUAAUUUAAGAGAAGCGAUAGCAUUUUCAGGAAAUGUUCCACCUGGUCCACCUCCACUGUGUUCAAUAUGUCAACACAAGGCACCUAUUUUUGGAAAACCUCCAAGAUGGUUCAACUAUGCUGAGUUGGAACUCGCUACUGGUGGAUUUUCGCAAGCAAACUUCUUGGCAGAAGGAGGGUUUGGCUCUGUUCAUAGAGGGGUUCUACCAGAAGGACAAGUCAUUGCUGUCAAGCAACAUAAAUUGGCUAGUUCUCAAGGUGAUGUUGAGUUUUGUUCUGAAGUAGAAGUUCUGAGCUGCGCUCAGCACCGAAACGUUGUUAUGCUGAUUGGGUUCUGUAUAGAGGAUAAGAGAAGGCUACUGGUUUAUGAGUACAUAUGCAAUGGAUCAUUGGAUUCACAUUUAUAUGGGCGACAAAGGAAUCCUUUAGAAUGGUCUGCUAGGCAAAAAAUUGCUGUUGGAGCUGCUCGAGGGCUAAGGUAUCUUCAUGAAGAGUGCAGAGUAGGUUGUAUCAUCCACCGUGACAUGAGGCCAAACAACAUACUCAUCACUCAUGAUUUUGAACCUCUGGUUGGUGAUUUUGGACUGGCAAGGUGGCAGCCUGACGGAGACAUGGGUGUGGAUACUAGAGUAAUUGGAACAUUUGGGUAUUUGGCUCCUGAAUAUGCUCAAAGUGGUCAAAUCACAGAAAAAGCUGAUGUUUAUUCUUUUGGAGUGGUAUUGGUGGAGCUUGUUACCGGUAGAAAAGCUGUUGAUCUCACUAGGCCAAAGGGACAGCAGUGCCUUACUGAGUGGGCAAGACCACUGUUAGAAGACUAUGCCAUUGAUGAACUUAUUGACCCUAGGCUGGAAGGUCAAUAUUUAGAACACGAGGUCUAUUGCAUGCUACAUGCUGCUUCAUUAUGCAUAAGGAGAGAUCCUCAUUCUAGACCACGCAUGUCACAGGUUCUCCGAAUUCUAGAGGGUGACAUGGUGAUGGACACAAACUACAUUUCAACUCCAAGCUAUGAUGUUGGAAACAGGAGUGGUCGCAUAUGGUCAGAGCCACUGCAGCAGAGACAGAACCAUUACAGUGGUCCCCUCUUAGAAGAUUCAUUGCCAUUGGAGUCAUUUAGUGGAAAGCUAUCUCUUGAAAAGUACAAGCCUGCUUCCUAUUGGGAUAGGUGUAGUAGUAGAGACAAACCAAGGAGGGCCUCAUGUGAAGAUGAUGUUUGAAUUGAUUGAUCAUGAAAUUUGCAUUCUUGUUUUGCUAAAUAUGUUUUUGACGUUGCCUCUCCUAUUUUUUGUUGUUUUUCUUUCUUUCUAUCUUUCUGCAUUAUUAUUAAGAUCUAAUUUUGUAUGUGUAUAGCUGAAUGAACGUUUUAUGAGUAAAUAUAGAAGCUUUUGAAUUUUUUGUAAGCGAAAUUAUGUAAACUACUGCCUCCAUGAACUUGGCUAGACUUGAUUGAGAGAUUUCUAUUGUCUACAAAUGAAUGAAAUUGAAAUAGCUUCUUGUAA